CAAAAUAUACUUUUCCUUUGAUUAUAUUGAUGUGGUAAUCAAAGGAGUAGUUGCUGUUGAAAAUGACUCCCGAUGUUGCGGAUGUGUGUUGAGGGACAAAGAGUGGAGUGGGUGUAUAAACACUUACUACAGAGGAAAACUAAAGGGGCGUGUUCUUAUUCCUUUCCCGGAAACUCUUUGGGUACAACUGACAGAGCUGUUUCAUUGCUCUCAUUGCAGCAUCAUGACUGGUAGAGGGAGAACAUGCAAGGCAAAAAGCCCUGACACUAAGUGUGCCAAGAGUCAAUCUAAACCUGAGGAAAUGAAACAUGAAUCUCCUCCCAGAUGUACGAGGAAGGACUUUAAAGAAGAGAAGCAGAAAGGCGCCACAAAGGAACAGAAACCCAAGGGGCAGAAAAAGACGAGCAGCACUGACGAAAAUCCAUCUGCACAGAGCAUCCGUAAAGAGAAGACCACAAAACAUUUCACAGAAGAGGUGAGCAAGCAGCAAAGUACACCUGCAGAUAACAAAAAGGCUCCUGUGCAAGGCAGACAAGCCGAAACAACAGAACCAGUUACAAAGUCAAAGAAGAUGCAGCCAAAGGGCACUACAGAGGAUUCUCCAAAAACCACAAAGGAAAAAAAAAUUGUCAGGAAGGAAAAAUCCCCAGAACAAUCUAGAGAGGAGAAGACGAAGGUGCAGCCGGAGGACAUCAAGACGGCAAAAACAUGCAUUGCCAAAGAGAAAAUUCCAGAGACAAAAAUGCAGCCAGUGAGACCCAAGGAGAACCCAAAGGCUGAUCGGUGUGAAGGCAAAGUGGACACUAUCCUCUCCACAACUCUGGACAAAUUAAGAAUAAAAAGUGAUGAAAAAUCAUAUACAUCCAAAGUUGUUAAUGAACUUGUAAACGCCAUACUUUCGCAUUUGAAACAGAACACUCAAUGCUUUAAAGAAGCCAAACCACUACGGACUGGGAGUUACUAUGAAAAUCUAAAGAUUUCUAAUCCGGAUGAAUUUGAUGUCAUGCUGGCCAUUCCAGUUGACCGAGUGGACGUGAGUCCGUUUGGAGAUGAUGGAGCCUUUUACAGUGUGGAGUUAAAACGUGGCAAUAGCCCUCUGAAGAGAUUUGAAGAGAGCAGCACUUUAUCCGCCAGUAAAAUGCUUGACGAGUUCAGGUUAGAAGUCAAGGAAUGUGCCAAGAAAUAUACAGGAUGGGAGGUGACAAGGAAGAAAAAAGGCUGCCCUGCAGUGACUCUGAUCAGAACAGUACAAUCGGUCACCGUCUCACUGGAUAUCGUUCUGAGCCUCGUGGUUAAAUCGAGCUGGCCAUCUUUCACCAAAGAAGGCCUUCGAAUAGAUAGCUGGCUGGGCACUAAAGUAAAGCGGGAAUACAAGUGGGAGCCAUAUUAUCUUGUACCAAAAUUUGAAGGCACAGGUACAGAAGAGAAAGACGGGGUCCUAGCCAAGGAUACUUGGAGGGUGUCAUUCUCUCAUGUUGAGAAGGCCAUACUGAAAAAUCACGGAUCGCAGAAGACAUGCUGUGAGAAAGAGGGAGAACGCUGCUGCAGGAAGGACUGUUUGAAGCUCUUGAAGCACCUUCUCAGUCUGCUGAAGGAAAAUAACUCUUCAUUUGAAAAGUUUUGUUCCUAUCACGCCAAAACCACGCUGCUCCACGCCUGCUGCUCCAGAACUAAAGACACGGACUGGAGGCCCUCGAGUCUGAGCCAGUGUUUCCGCCUGCUUCUGGAGGACUUUGUGUCCCAUCUGGAAGAGGGUAUACUCAACAACUUCUUCAUCCCAACCCAGAACCUGCUCUCCAGUCUCAGCAGGAACAAGUGCAACAGCCUGGCUCGUUGCAUCAGGGAGGAAUGCGACAAGGGCUUUCCUAUUUUCAAAUGACAACUUCACAAGAAGAGUUUGACCUGUGACUGCACCGCAGAGAGUUUGAAACAUCUUUCAACAAAGAACUGGGCAACUUAACCCCAGGGUAAUUGUUCAAGAAAGCAUAUUUGAAAUGGAAUUGUUGUAAUUAAUGCUCGUGUCUAUCACAUUGAUUUAUUUUCUCUAAACAUACCUUUUAAUAAAUGUCUAGCUUGUC
Messenger RNA from Gymnodraco acuticeps, 2078 nucleotides. RefSeq names its product cyclic GMP-AMP synthase (gene cgas). The coding region runs from base 224 to 1879 and encodes 551 amino acids. Gene Ontology annotation, molecular function: double-stranded DNA binding; 2',3'-cyclic GMP-AMP synthase activity; chromatin binding. Lineage: Eukaryota; Metazoa; Chordata; Actinopteri; Perciformes; Bathydraconidae. The record is from RefSeq and is a predicted model, not a curated record. Gene Ontology annotation, biological process: cellular response to exogenous dsRNA; activation of innate immune response; DNA damage response. Gene Ontology annotation, cellular component: cytosol; nucleus; site of double-strand break. The transcript has 5 exons.